Messenger RNA from Homo sapiens (human), 1960 nucleotides. RefSeq names its product serine protease 21 (gene PRSS21). Gene Ontology annotation, biological process: proteolysis. The transcript is spliced from 5 exons. Gene Ontology annotation, cellular component: plasma membrane. Bases 33 to 647 code for a protein of 204 amino acids. The record is from RefSeq and is a predicted model, not a curated record. Gene Ontology annotation, molecular function: serine-type endopeptidase activity. Lineage: Eukaryota; Metazoa; Chordata; Mammalia; Primates; Hominidae.
AGAGGGGGCGUCAGGCCGCGGGAGAGGAGGCCAUGGGCGCGCGCGGGGCGCUGCUGCUGGCGCUGCUGCUGGCUCGGGCUGGACUCAGGAAGCCGGAGUCGCAGGAGGCGGCGCCGUUAUCAGGACCAUGCGGCCGACGGGUCAUCACGUCGCGCAUCGUGGGUGGAGAGGACGCCGAACUCGGGCGUUGGCCGUGGCAGGGGAGCCUGCGCCUGUGGGAUUCCCACGUAUGCGGAGUGAGCCUGCUCAGCCACCGCUGGGCACUCACGGCGGCGCACUGCUUUGAAACCUAUAGUGACCUUAGUGAUCCCUCCGGGUGGAUGGUCCAGUUUGGCCAGCUGACUUCCAUGCCAUCCUUCUGGAGCCUGCAGGCCUACUACACCCGUUACUUCGUAUCGAAUAUCUAUCUGAGCCCUCGCUACCUGGGGAAUUCACCCUAUGACAUUGCCUUGGUGAAGCUGUCUGCACCUGUCACCUACACUAAACACAUCCAGCCCAUCUGUCUCCAGGCCUCCACAUUUGAGUUUGAGAACCGGACAGACUGCUGGGUGACUGGCUGGGGGUACAUCAAAGAGGAUGAGGGACAAGGUGCUGGCUGGCACUCUGAGGCAGGAAUUGGACAGGUGUGGGCUCCUGUCAGGCUCUGAAACUUCCCCAGUGCCUUGCUGGGGGUCAGCGGGGCAAUAUCCCCCUGACUCUCCUUAUCUGGGAGUAGGUCCUGAUGACUGCCGCCUCCCAGGGGUGCUGGGGGUCCCUAAGAGUGCUGCAACAAGCUUGUGUCCAGGCCUGGAAAGCGCCCAGCUGCUACUGAGGCCAGGGCUGCAGCCAGGCUGCCCCUCCCCCAGGUCUGGCUUUGGAUGCUCAUCUGAACACCGUCUCAGCUGCCUUCGCCCCUCCCUCGGCUCCUUUUGGCUGAGGAAUCUCUCCAUGGCUGCAGGCAGGGCCAUUGUUGCCAUUCUACAGAUAGGGAAAGUGCGGCUGGGGGAGCUCUGACAGCCUGUCCCUCCCCGGGGCCUUCUGUGAUGCUGCUGAGGGCCUCUGUUGUGCUGGGGUCUGGGUUGGAGCUGGGGGUAAUGGAGAUGAACCUGCCAGGCACAGUGGGUGCCCCAGGGCCCCCACCCCCGCAGCCUAUGCCAUCCCUCCAUAGAGGGGCCUCAGGUUGCUGUCUCUCUCCUUCCCACUAUCGUCCGCACAGCACUGCCAUCUCCCCACACCCUCCAGGAAGUUCAGGUCGCCAUCAUAAACAACUCUAUGUGCAACCACCUCUUCCUCAAGUACAGUUUCCGCAAGGACAUCUUUGGAGACAUGGUUUGUGCUGGCAAUGCCCAAGGCGGGAAGGAUGCCUGCUUCGUGAGUGUCCUUGCCACCACUCCCAGCCCAGGAAAGCAUCCUGUGUCCCUGUGCCUUAUUUGACCCUCAUGCCAACCCCGGGAGGUGGAGACUGUUGCCCCACUCUGCAGAUGCAGAAACGGAGGCUUGGCUGCUGCCAGGGGGAGGAGGAGGAUGUGCACCCAGUCUACCCAGCCCCAUAGCCCUUCCCACUCUCAGCCCCUCCCCUGCCCCACUCACUCUGCCCCAGGCUGACCUCAGCCCCGCUGCUCCCCAGGGUGACUCAGGUGGACCCUUGGCCUGUAACAAGAAUGGACUGUGGUAUCAGAUUGGAGUCGUGAGCUGGGGAGUGGGCUGUGGUCGGCCCAAUCGGCCCGGUGUCUACACCAAUAUCAGCCACCACUUUGAGUGGAUCCAGAAGCUGAUGGCCCAGAGUGGCAUGUCCCAGCCAGACCCCUCCUGGCCGCUACUCUUUUUCCCUCUUCUCUGGGCUCUCCCACUCCUGGGGCCGGUCUGAGCCUACCUGAGCCCAUGCAGCCUGGGGCCACUGCCAAGUCAGGCCCUGGUUCUCUUCUGUCUUGUUUGGUAAUAAACACAUUCCAGUUGAUGCCUUGCAGGGCAUUCUUCAAAA